Leptopilina heterotoma is the source of this 1238-nucleotide messenger RNA. Its product is annotated as esterase SG1-like. Lineage: Eukaryota; Metazoa; Arthropoda; Insecta; Hymenoptera; Figitidae. The transcript has 5 exons. The record is from RefSeq and is a predicted model, not a curated record. The coding region runs from base 124 to 1194 and encodes 356 amino acids.
UCGAAUAUAAAUGUAUUAUUUUGCGCUGAUAAAAAGAAGUUAAAAUAAAAGAAACAAAAAGCAUUGUUUUUUUGAGAUUUUUAUGAUAUUUGUUGUUGUAAUUUAGUUGAAUUUCGAUCAGCAAUGAAAUUCUCGUUGAGAUAUUUUUUUAUUUCAACAAUUUUAUUGUUAAUAUUUAUUAACAAAUUUGUUAGGAAAUGUCAUGGGGAACCAAAAGUGAUGAUUGGAAGUACAAGAAUAGAGGGCAUCCACAUGGUGACUAGAAAUAAUCGAAAUAUUUCUGGAUUCAUGGGAAUACCAUAUGCGGAACCUCCGAUUGGAUUAUUGAGAUUUAGUAAUCCGAUUUUAAAGGACUUAUCAGGAAGCUAUUUAUCAGCAAAUAAGGAAGGAAGUGCUUGUACUCAAAUGACAAGACAUGGUGAAAAGAAAGUAAUUGGAAAUGAAGAUUGUCUAUUUUUGAAUGUCUACACACCAUUGAAAUCAUUUUCCGGUGGAGAAUCAUUAUUACCUGUUAUGAUGUUGAUUCAUGGAAGUGCAUUUCUCGUUGGCAGUGGUAGUAAUGAGAGUUUAGGUCCCAAUUAUCUUUUGGACAAGAACAUUGUCUAUGUGAGUAUAAAUUAUCGUCUGGAUAUUUUUGGUUUUUUGAGCACUGGAGACAAUGUGGCCUUGGGUAAUUUUGGUAUAAAAGAUCAACUAGUUGCCCUUCAAUGGAUACAAAAAUACAUUCGACACUUCGGUGGCGAUCCAAAUCAAGUGACACUCAUUGGUUACAGUACAGGAGCUGAUUCUGUUAAUCAUCAUAUUUUCUCAAAUCUCACCAAGGAUUAUUUUCAUCGAUACAUUAUGCAAAGUGGAUGUUCAUUUACUGCCCGCUCGUACAAUACAGCUGAGAAAAGUGCAAAAAUUGCUAAAAAUGCUGCUGAAUAUUUCAACUGUUCAACUGAGAAUUCAAACUUACUAGUCGAUUGCUUAAGAGCUAUUGAUAAUAAAAUAUUAGUUAAUAACAGUGAUAUUUUUCCCAAAAUAAGAAAUAUUUUCCAUUCCACAUGGUCACCGACAAUUGAACCAAAAGUUCCAGGCGCUUACAUUACGGAAAAUCCUUUUCACAUUCUAAUGGGAAAAAAAUAUCGUCAUCUUCCGGGAAUAAGUGGCAUUGUCCCCGACGAAGGUUUAAAUUGGAUUGCCUAUUCUUAAACAAUUGUCCGAUUUUACAGGAGAUUUAUUUAAAAUCUAUCCCA